GCAAUUCAAGUCUGCGCAUAUCCUAUGUAAACACCAUUUUAAAAUCCGAAUGCACGCCGCGAGUGACAUCGUAGUGUCAGUCCUUGUGAAGACGCUUUUUUGAUACUACUUUACUUUAAUGGUUUAAUUAAUAUGUGAAGAAUAAGGGGAAUUGUUGAAAUAAGGAGGAAGAAGAAGAAAUGGCUUUGAAUAGAAAGCGAGGAAGUAGUUUUUUAAAUCAGACAGAUGUAGAAAACAGCAAUACAAACCACAAGGACAGUACACAUUUAUUACAGAAAAGACCUUGUUAUGAUCUCAGGGUAUCUGCUCACAUUACCCAUUUAUCAGGAAAUAAUGAAUCCACAUUUAACAUGAAUAUCAACAACCGUGUCUUCUCUCAAAACCAAACUGUCACAGCUGAAUCCAUGGAGGUGAGCACUGCACCACCAGUGUAUUACUCUGACAUAAACUGCUCUAUACAGGGUUUACACCUGUACCCAGUAGUGAGGAGGAGGUGUGUGCGCUGUCUGGCAGGAGAAUCUGGUCACAUUAAUCAUGUUCUUGGCUGAACAACACCAGUUAUGGUCCAUCGAAGUGGAGUGGUCAGUUCCUUCUUACUGAUCCUUGAAAUAAUAUCCAUGAAUUACUUGAAGAAAUGUAGUGUGGGUUCAUGCCACAAAAAGAGGACAUUGUAUGCUCUAGAUCUCAUUGUAUUUAGGAAUCAGGAUGGUCAAUUUAAACUUUGCCACUAGGAUUGAAUGUUUGUCAUACUUUCACUGCCUCUGAACUUGCUCUAAAAGGAUUGUGAAGUUUAAUUAUUAGUACAGUGUACUAUGUAAUCUAUCAUGUAACAUUUCUUAGUAGACAAUAUUUUAAAUCCAUGACAACACUUCUCAAAUUAAGUAUGAUAUCAUAUUAGCAUAUACCAAAAUCUGAUUUAAUAUGGACUCUAGUCAGUCUGAUUUCUACAUUUUAUAAAAGAUUGCACAGUGGAAUCUCCACAUAACCACUUUGUAAAAUUGGAUUAAAAAUAGUUUUUAGUAUGUGAUUAUAAGUUAAUUUUAUAUGCGUUCAUUUAGCUGUAUAGGAUUUAGAAUUUAGUUAUAUACAUUUUGUUUAAGAAUUUUAUAUCAGUUUAUAAUAUUAGCAUUAGGGAAGUCAAAGUAAAGAAACUUCCCAUUUGAUAUUUUCCAAUUUUACUCAGUUGAGAUGAUGCCCCUCAAUAAAGAAAUACUCCCAAAGAAUAUAUUGUAUGAUUAUGCUUUGUGAAAUUUAAAUUAAUCAAUCAUUAAAGAUAUCACUAAUCUGCUUUUUUAUGGCAUCAAUUGAAGUCAAAUAAUGUUUAAUGAUGUUUAAGUUGCAUGUGAAUUGAGGGCCUUGUAAUACAUUUAUACCAUUACUACCAGUUCCUUAUAUGACUCAGUCCACGUCAGAGGAUAGAGCAGAUAAAUCAUGAGGUGAGCAAAAAACUAAAACUGCUCCAUCUUCAUAUUUCAUAAAUUUGUCCCUCCAGGAUGUAGAAAUCCCCAAAUGAUGUGGUAAUGUAUAGUGUGUGCAAAGCAUAAUUAUUCAAACGAGUAUAGGUAAAUAUAGGUACCAUAUGAAACCAUUUCGUGGUAUUUGGUCUGGUUAAGUGGCAAGUACUUAACAAUUUAAUUUAAGAUGCACAUUAAUAUUAACAGAUGCUGUGUCACCUUUACAAACUUUUUGUCACAUGCAGUACAUACGUUAGCAUCAAUAUUUUUUCUGAAAGCAAAUUUGGUUCUGGGCAAAGUGACACCAAUUUUUCACUUGCUGUCCAGUUUGGUGCAUGUUUGCCUGAUGGAUUACACUUUCACCAAGAUUCACAGCAAAAUCAUUACUAUUACUUAUAUUUAUCGUACUGAAAAAUUGGAUCUAUUAACGUUAAAACUUUGAAUUACUGAUGAGUUAAAAGCAACAAAAUAAUUAGUCCGGUUGCUUAGGGUAAAAAAA
Messenger RNA from Lingula anatina, 1953 nucleotides. RefSeq lists its product as uncharacterized. NCBI's taxonomy places the organism in Eukaryota, Metazoa, Brachiopoda, Lingulata, Lingulida, Lingulidae. The record is from RefSeq and is a predicted model, not a curated record.